AUGUGGCGUCGCACGUUUCGUAGAGCCGAGUCCCCGCGCCACUCUAUUUCCGGCGCUGAAUCUCCGCACCACUCCUUUUCGGGAUCUGAAUCUGGCUCUGAAUCUCCCCGUUCCUUUGCUUCCGAAGCGCGUCAGCCUAUGCGACUCGUCCCAUCCUUCGCCCCGUCCGUCUCUCAAUUUCGCGAAGUUGUGUCGGCGUUCCGAACGGGUUUUGAAGGCACACUUCCUCCCCUUCUUGACGAUAUUAUUCAGGCUAUCAUUGAGUACGCUGGCUAUUAUGUUAAAGACGUGUCUUUCAGUAGUGACAGGAUGAGUGGUGGGGACUGGGAGGAGACUUAUGUAAUUUCGCAGCCUGUGGAUUUCGACAAGGGUCGGAUUAAGGAGAUUAAAGUUGACGCGGAAGCUCAUGACCAAGGAUGGAGCAGUUAUCCCCAAGACCAAAACACCUACAACAACUCGUGGACAUUCGCUGAACUCGCAAGAAUAAUGCCUGAUGGUUCGCUCUCCGCUUCCAGAGAUGAAAUCUACCGCAACCUUCAUGCCCAGUCUGAGCAAGGGAGAGCAACGCGGCUCGAGUCGGGAUUGCGAUGGCUCAACGCGCUUCCAGAGGCCGAGACGAGCGAGGCGUUGAUUCGCUGCUGCGGCUCCAAGAGGUUCGCCUCUGGCCUCGCAGCGCGCCGGCCUUUCAGAAGCUUCGAGGAUUUGCAAAGUGCUGCUAGCGACGUGUGGUGGAAUCAGGUGGACAUCUCGGGUUGGCUGGAGGCCUUCAGUGCUCAUCCCAAAAUUGGUGACGUGGCAUCUCUCAAGAGAAAGUUCGCCACACAGCGAUGGUCCCAAGGGGAGCAAGCAGCAGCCCUGCAAUCAUCCGACGACGCAUUCUUCCAGGAGAUGGCGGAGUGUAAUCGCCGGUACGAGCAGCGCUUUGGUCACAUCUUCAUCAUCUGCGCUCAGGGCAAGCCCGCUUCGGAAAUUCUUGCUGCGCUGAAGGAGCGCCUGGCAAAUCAGCCCAUCUAUGAGGUGCAGCUGGCAGCGAAAGAGCAAGAGAAGAUCACCCAGCUGAGACUGGAGAAACUGCUGCUGGAUGCUCCCACCAAUGGCACUGGCACCACAGUCUCCUCCCCUGCAACCUACCGCCUGGCUAGAGUCGCAGCACACAUCUCCCCAGGCCUUCCAAGCACAGCUGUACCUGCUACAGUCACACCUGCUACAAGCGCCAAGCAUCCGUCCAUCUCCACGCACGUGCUGGAUGUGGCUCUGGGCAGACCCGCUGCCGGCAUUGAAGUGGUGCUAGAGCGACAGAUAGAAGCCCUAAGGGAAAGUGAUAGUGGUGGUGCAGGGUUGGGAUGGGUGCGAAUGGGUGAGGGAGUGACAAAUGCUGAUGGCAGGGCUGCUGGGCUGCUUGCCAGGGGUGGAGAUGGGGGAGGAGCGGUGGGAGGAGGAGUGGGAGCUGGGAUCUACCGGCUGAGCUUUGGAACGGGGGAGUAUCUUGGUCGGAUGCACGGAGCCAGAGGGGCUGGAGACGCACAAGCUGGCAGUGGCAGUGGUGGUGGGUUCUUCCCUCAUGUGUCGAUAGUGUUCCGUGUGCUGCCAGAGCAAGAGAGGGAGCACUUCCACGUGCCGCUGCUGCUCUCCCCCUUCUCCUACUCCACCUACCGAGGUAGCUGA
Messenger RNA from Closterium sp. Yama58-4, 1665 nucleotides. Lineage: Eukaryota; Viridiplantae; Streptophyta; Zygnematophyceae; Desmidiales; Closteriaceae. The record is from the annotation of a GenBank genome assembly.